Messenger RNA from Fusarium redolens, 1390 nucleotides. RefSeq lists its product as uncharacterized. The transcript has a single exon. The record is from RefSeq and is a predicted model, not a curated record. Gene Ontology annotation, molecular function: DNA-binding transcription factor activity, RNA polymerase II-specific; zinc ion binding. Gene Ontology annotation, biological process: regulation of DNA-templated transcription. Lineage: Eukaryota; Fungi; Ascomycota; Sordariomycetes; Hypocreales; Nectriaceae. The coding region runs from base 171 to 1367 and encodes 398 amino acids.
CCUCUUUAGCUGUUCAUUCGUCUGUUCGGUAUUUUUCCUCUUUCACACCUCGCAGAUCUUCAGCUACAUGACAAUUUGCGCCAUGACUGCCCCGAAACCAGCUUCUCGAGGCCGAACCAAGGUGAAGACGGGGUGCGCAACAUGCCGGUCAGCCAAGACUCCACUAUUUCAUGCUCGCAAUGUCUAUACUUACCGAAAAUAGAAUCAGAAAGAUCAAGUGUGACGAGGCUAAGCCUUUCUGUGAGAGAUGUGUCAAGACUGGCCGGAAAUGCGAUGGUUAUGAGUCUGUCUUUAGACCUUUCUCCAGCCAGACUGCCAGCACGACGCAGCCAAGCUUGGUUGAUGCAAGUUCUGCGCAUGAUCCCGCUAUCGAAGAACUUCCACUGAGUACCAGCGACCUUAAUCGUUAUUUCUCUACCAAAACAAUUUUCGACGUUGACCUGAGCUGCAAUGAAGAGGCAGAGCAGGUCCUCCAAGCUAGCUUGACUCACGAUUCAAUACGCCAUGCUCUGCUGUCACUGAGGGCUCUUCGUGGAAAUCUCGAGUCAAAGAAAGAAGGAGAUGUAUGUGAGGCUGACGAACAGCAGAAAUUGAGUUACAACUAUGGUCUUCAGCAAUACAGCAAGGCUUUGACUAGCCUUGCAUCCAAUCUCGCAUACCCCAGCCCCGGCAGCCUGAAAUCUGCAUUGCUUUGUUGCCAAGUCCUGAUCAGCGUUGAGCAAGUCCGUGGUAACUUCUCGGCCAUGGGACUGCACAUAAUUCGUGGGCUGAAUAUCCUGCGCAAGUACCGCGCCAGACCAUACCUGACUGCAGAUGGCAUAAUGCCCGCGCGUCAUAAUGGCCUACCCUCCUUAGACAUCUUUAUUAUAAAGCUGUUUGCUGCCCCUUGCAGGUUCACAGAACAACACCCCUCAGCAUAUUCCAGCAUAAUGACGCCACCUACUGAGACGAAUGAUCGAAAACUGGCACCAAACAUGCGAGCGGAACUCACGAAAGUCGCGACGUCAACUAUCGUGCUUCUUGAAAAGACUGCGAUGGUCCAGCCGGAGAAUCAGGCUCAUUCACUUCUUUCCGAAAGACGGGCCUUGCUUGAUGGCUUGCACUCAUGGCUUGGGUCUCUUGAGACUCUUCAGAAGGAGACACUGCCGGGAGAGCCCGAGUCUAUCUCUGACAAAUUCCUGCGCAUCUUGUAUCUAAUACUGAAAAUCAUUCUUCUUGGAACUUUAGAAACUUCACCAGAUCUUGAUUCCAAGCUAAGGGAGGAAAACAAUCAACUGCAAGAGUUGGCGAAUAUUGUUAACGAACGACUGAAGGACUAUGAUAUGCGUCGGGGAAUUGGUAGUAGCUUAGCAAAGCAAUCUAGAUAGACGAAUGACUCAUUACAUGCCGC